Molecule: messenger RNA, 1042 nt
Organism: Cotesia glomerata
Lineage: Eukaryota; Metazoa; Arthropoda; Insecta; Hymenoptera; Braconidae
Exons: 1
Coding region: 392-907 (171 amino acids)
Molecular function (GO): protein binding
Source: RefSeq, a predicted model, not a curated record
CUUUCUGUUUACAUAAGGUGUAUAGUAAUAUAAAACAUCGCUUCAGUCGUUGCAUUAUGUAGAGUUUAUCUCUUGCUCCCGAAUAUUUAAUGCCACAGCUGUGUUGGCGUGAUGCCUACCGAUUUAUAGAGUUAUUUAUGAGUCACUUUGAAAGUUAAUCGACUGAGCUGAAUGUUUUUAACGAUAUAUCAAAGCAAGUUUUGGCAUCUUAUGAUGUGACUAAAGAUAUACAAUCAUAGGAUAUAUUGCACUAAUGGAAUUAGUACAAAUCAGCUAAGUAACGGCCCGGGGGAUUAGUGUAUUCCGGUAAGCUGAACUAUAAACAAAAGUUUAUGUUCAGUUAUAUUUGAUUUUCACCCAGUGCAAGACGUGCUCACCUAGGUUUUAAAUCAUGGAAGAGAAUGGACCUGCUAAUGGCCAACAGUUUGUUGAGCCGACUGACCACGAAGGUCAAGUUUUUCAGUAUAUCUGUCGAGUAGGCAAUAUCGCAGAGCUUUUAGAGGCUCUGGAAUCCAUGCGGUGGACCGAUGUCAUACAUCAGUAUGAUUUAUGUGGAAGACAGGUCACUCACGCCGUAGCUGAGGACGACCAAGCUAACGCUAAGUCAAAAAUCGAGAUACUUUGGAACAUGGGUGCUGAUAUCAAUGCUAAGGAGGUUGUUAUGGGGAACACCUUGCUGCAUAUUGCGGUGAUCACUGGGAAUUAUCCGCUGGCCCAGUGGAUUUGCCGAACACCUGGUGCAGACCUAGGAGCUGUAAACUUUUUGCAAGAUACUGCUUAUCAAGUUGCCUACAGAAUUUCAGACCUUGGAAUGAUGGAAAUCCUAAGGACUAGCGGUGCUGUGUGUGACGAUCCUUCCGAUGAGUCUGACACAUCAAGUGAAAGUCUUGAAUUGACUCCAAGGUAACUUAUACACGAUAUUUGGCGAUAUGUAAACAAAUAACAUAGCAAUGUCCACUGAUAGGGAAAAGGUGAUGCAAUUCUAACAAGGGGUAAUUGUAAGAACAAAUAUCUAACAAUGAGAUUGAGAAUUAUUUUUUUU